GAAGAUAAAUAAGUGUUUGAGAUUAUUUCAGAAGGGUGGUUUAUGCAUCUGUUGACAUCUUCAUAUUUGAGGGACUAUAUAUCAUCCAUGCUUUAUUCACUUUAAUACCAGAUUAGGUAACAUCCAGUGAAAGAGAUGGAUUUACGGAUAAAGGUUUUCAGAAUGUGCAACCCAAGCAGUGCAAAGACAUGCUUUAUAUGUCUCCUAGUUUUCUGCCUAUCCUUUGGCAUAUUUGGCCUCGAAGGUGACCACCAUGAUGACCAUUUCCAUGGUGACAUCGAGCCUCAUGUUGAAAAGGAGAUUCCAACAAGUUCGGAGGCCCCCAAUAAUGUGUAUCCAAUGGAGCCGGACUUUUUUCUUCAGAAAUUGCUUGAGAAGUAUGGCAACGGCGUGGAAAUGUCUAGCGAAGGGUUUUUCCACCUUUUGUGCCAUCUGGGUAUUGGUGGCAGCUUUGUGCUGUCUUCCAAUGCCUCACACUGUACAGACCAUUCCCAUCAGUACAGCCCUCUUAAAAACGGGUCAUCAUUCCACGAUCAUAAUGAUCAUGAAAUCCAUGAACACUCCAAUGAUACUGCAGAUCAUGACCAUGAUCACCAUGAUCAUGACCAUGAUCAUGAACUGCAUGAGGGCCAUGAACAUGUAAAUGAAAGUCAAAAUAAUGAUCAAAAGCAUGAGAACCAUGAUCAUUCAUUGGAUAUGGCUCCAGCUAAUAUUCACAAGGGUCAUGAACAUGAUCAUGAAAACCAUGAUCAUUCAGAAUAUGAUGUACCAGAAAACAACAAGCAAGUUGUGACAACUUUGAAAACUACGCUCGAAAAAACAACUGUUUCUACCACUAUAACAUCUACAACCACUAUAGGGUCUACAAGAAAUAAAGCUGGUAAAACAAAUAAAAAGCAAAAAAUGUCAACUGCAAUGCCUACCACAAAAGCUGGAAGUCGAUCACAAAAUGCCAAAUCAGAGAGAAAACGUCGAGCUGAAAGUUCACAGUGUCUGGAGGCAAACACGAUGUUACGACUGAUCAACGCUGAUCCCACAGGUGGCAUCAAGGGAGAUUACUUCAAGGAUCUCUGUCCAGUGCUCAUCUACCAGAUUGAAACGGACGCCUGCCACACGCUGCACAAAGAUGACGGGCACCAGCACCACGAAAAGGGAAAAGACGAUCAUAACCACGAUCAUGAUCACGACCAUGAUCAUGAACACGACCAUGACCUUGCUCACAAGGAUGCUUUGGCACCUUCUGUUUCGUUUGCACAGAUACCAGCGAAAGUGUGGGGAUUCAGCUGCGUUGCCGUGGUGAUCAUAUCGCUGGUGGGCCUGCUAGGGGUUGCAGUGAUCCCUAUCAUGCAGAAGGUCUUCUACAACCACCUGCUACAGAUCCUGGUGGCCCUUGCUGUAGGGGCGCUGUCAGGGGAUGCACUAUUGCACCUAUUGCCUCAUGCCAUGGCUGGUGGUCAUGAAGGUGAAAAUGGCCAUGACCAUAGUAGCCAUGGUAACAGUGAGUCACAUGCCCAUGACCUGGGCCCCAUCUACAAGGGGCUGUGUGGAUUGCUGGGCAUCUUCUUCUUUUUCAUUAUUGAACGGGUGCUCACCAUUGUGACAGACAUUAAACGCAGACGGAAGAAGCAAAAGAACCAAAAGAGAAAGUAUUUGAAGGAGCCAAAAGACGAUGUGGAAUAUGUUGGCGAGCGAUUGGCCACCACGGAUAUGUGCGAUGCCAUGAUGAUCAACAUUCACCCUAAUAGAGAUGGUGACCCAGAGAUUUACUUAAUGAGCCAAUCAGCGCUACAAGGCUACGCAGACGAGGCCCACAGUGAACACUGCCAGAUCAGCUUCGAGAACACGCAGGAUGUCACCCAUGAGCACACGGCCCACGAGCACAACCUCACCGAGAGAGAGACCAACGUGGACGGAGACGAGAACGCCACAAUGAUCCACGAUGGAAACAACGUCCACAAAAAACAUUCCCACGGACAUGGGCACUCGCAUGGUUCUGAUGGUAUUCCAACAUCAGUGACAGCAGUGGCCAUGAUGGUGAUAAUGGGCGAUGGUGUCCACAACUUCUGCGACGGUCUUGCUAUCGGGGCCGCCUUUGCCAGCAGCAUUGCUGGAGGCUUCAGUACCACCAUAGCCGUGUUCUGUCAUGAGCUGCCACAUGAGAUUGGAGACUUUGCCAUGCUGCUACGUGCAGGCAUGUCAGUGAAGCAGGCUGUGUUCUACAACUGUGUGUCCUCAAUCUUGUGCUUCAUUGGCAUGGUGAUUGGGGUUGCCAUUGGCAACGUAGCAGGGGCUAGUCUGUGGAUCUUCACAGUGGUUGCUGGAAUGUUCCUCUACAUUGCCCUUGUUGAUAUGCUUCCCGAGUUGUCGUCAGUGGAGACCAAGAAGGGAGAGAACCCAUUCUUCCACCUGCUGUUGCAGUUCCUUGGCAUGAUGCUCGGUGGUGGGAUCAUGUUCGUGAUCGCCAUCUUUGAGGCCGAUCUCAAAACGUUGCUGGAAUGAUUCCAUUGAUCCCUGAAAACAGAUGCUAGCCUUGUGGUUGUACCUAGUGCUGCACUUUAUUUGUUGUAGGCUCACCUGAGCAAGAAGUGCUCAUGGCGAGCUUUUGUGGUCACCCUAUGUCCAAUGUCAUUUGAUGUCAACUUGAAGCUUGUUAUGGCACCAGAGGAUAAUCUGGGUCAUGUGCUGCCAUUAAGUAGGUCCCCAGGUCAUAUCGUAGAAAACCAUGUUCCCACUUUAAAAGCCACAUUUAUUGCUCAGUCCUCAUGCAACUUGGUCAGAAUGUUAAUCUAGGCAAUAUCCAGGCCAAGUUUAAAUGUGGGUCAACAAACUCACAAGGUCAGAUCUUAGAAAAAGCUUGUUAAAUCUGCCAUAUUCAUCCUUAAACUUGGUCAUUUGGUCAAUUCCUAGUAAAUCCUUAGUAUCACUCUAUAGAGGCCCCGUCUAUGAAUCAAUCUGGAUUAAACUUUGUCAUAAUGUUUAUCUUAGUAUCACUCUAUAGAGGCCCCGUCUAUGAAUCAAUCUGGAUUAAACUUUGUCAUAAUGUUUAUCUUCAUAAUUUAUAUAGGCCAAGAUUGUGUCUGGGUCACAACCAUCCAAGCAUAAGGUCAUCAGUUCAAU
This is a messenger RNA of Dreissena polymorpha, 3117 nucleotides long. Its product is annotated as zinc transporter ZIP10-like. Bases 136 to 2499 code for a protein of 787 amino acids. The record is from RefSeq and is a predicted model, not a curated record. Gene Ontology annotation, biological process: zinc ion import across plasma membrane; intracellular zinc ion homeostasis. The transcript has 11 exons. NCBI's taxonomy places the organism in Eukaryota, Metazoa, Mollusca, Bivalvia, Myida, Dreissenidae. Gene Ontology annotation, molecular function: zinc ion transmembrane transporter activity. Gene Ontology annotation, cellular component: membrane.